AUGCCAGUUAAAAGAGCAAAUCACGGUAAAAAUAGAAAUAAUAGAGGAAAUGUUUCAAAUGUAUCUUGUAUUAAAUGUGGUGCACAAGUACCUAAAGAUAAAGCAGUAUCUAAGUCAUCUAACAACGCAAUAAUAGAAUUUGCAGCACAUGCUGAUCUUGAUGCAGCUUCUAUUUAUCAAAAAACAGAUGUCCCAGUAAACUUUAUCAUGGAUUAUUACUGUAUAAGUUGUGCAGUCCAUACAGGAAUAGUUAAAGUAAGAAGAAAUGAGGUUAGAUGCAUUAGGCGUAAACCUAAAAUGACCAGAGAAAUUGAAUUACAUUAA
Messenger RNA from Hepatospora eriocheir, 324 nucleotides. The record is from the annotation of a GenBank genome assembly. Lineage: Eukaryota; Fungi; Microsporidia; Hepatosporidae.